Messenger RNA from Plasmodium gallinaceum, 372 nucleotides. RefSeq names its product small nuclear ribonucleoprotein Sm D1, putative. NCBI's taxonomy places the organism in Eukaryota, Apicomplexa, Aconoidasida, Haemosporida, Plasmodiidae. The transcript has a single exon. Gene Ontology annotation, cellular component: U5 snRNP; U12-type spliceosomal complex; commitment complex. Gene Ontology annotation, biological process: spliceosomal snRNP assembly; RNA processing. The record is from RefSeq and is a predicted model, not a curated record. Gene Ontology annotation, molecular function: RNA binding. The coding region runs from base 1 to 372 and encodes 123 amino acids.
AUGAAAUUAGUGUCGUUUUUAAUGAAAUUAACUAAUGAAAAUGUUACGAUUGAAUUAAAAAAUGGAACAUUAAUAACAGGUGUUAUAACUGGAGUGGAUAUAAAAAUGAAUACUCAUAUGAAAAAUGUUAAAGUUGUAAUUAAACAUAAAAACAUUGGUGAAUAUAAUGUUAAUAAUAAACAGUUUUUAUCAUUAGAACAUGUAACUAUUAGGGGUAACAAUAUAAGAUAUUUUAUUUUAUCAGAUAGCUUGCCUCUUGAUACUUUAUUGGUUGAUGAUACGCCAAAGCAAAAAGUUUCAAAAGAUAAAUCUUUUUCAAAUAAAGAAAGAAAUAAAGGAAAAGGAAGAGGUAGAAAAAUUUCUAAAAGAUAA